This is a messenger RNA of Thalassophryne amazonica, 1753 nucleotides long. Its product is annotated as peroxisomal acyl-coenzyme A oxidase 1-like. The record is from RefSeq and is a predicted model, not a curated record. Gene Ontology annotation, cellular component: peroxisome. Lineage: Eukaryota; Metazoa; Chordata; Actinopteri; Batrachoidiformes; Batrachoididae. The transcript is spliced from 12 exons. Gene Ontology annotation, molecular function: fatty acid binding; FAD binding. Gene Ontology annotation, biological process: fatty acid beta-oxidation using acyl-CoA oxidase; very long-chain fatty acid metabolic process; lipid homeostasis. Bases 44 to 1528 code for a protein of 494 amino acids.
AGUUUUUCUUUGCACAUUUCUUCACAAAAUAUCGUCUGCCGUCAUGAAUCCCGAUAUUUUGAAAGAGCGUCAAAAUGCAACUCUUGACGUUGAGAAACUCGUCAAUAUUUUGGAUGGAGGUUCCGAAAGGACCAAAAGAAGGCGAGAAAUCGAGACACUGGUUCUGAAUGACCCGGCUUUUAAGGAGGAGGACCCAAACUUUCUGUCCCGCAGUGAACGAUAUGACCAGGCUGUUCGAAAAAGUGCCCAAAUGAUCCUGAAGCUCAGAGAGUAUGGUAUUGCAGACCCCAAUGAAAUCCAGUUCUACAAAAGUUGUGUGCACCCUGGUAGGCCAGAGCCCUUGGACCUCCAUCUGGGAAUGUUCCUGCCCACACUGCUUAACCAGGCCACCCCAGAGCAAAUGGACCAUUUCUUCAUGCCAGCCUGGAAUCUAGAGAUCAUUGGCACCUAUGCACAGACAGAGAUGGGUCACGGCACCCACCUGAGAGGGCUUGAGACCACUGCCACAUAUGACCCAGCCACACAGGAGUUUGUCUUGAACAGUCCCACAGUCAGCUCCAUCAAAUGGUGGCCUGGAGGACUUGGAAAGACCUCAAACCAUGCUAUAGUUCUAGCCCAGCUCUACACACUGGGAAAUUGCCAUGGUCUCCAUGCUUUCAUCGUACCAAUUCGGGACAUGGACACCCAUGAACCACUACCAGGGGUUGUGGUUGGUGAUAUCGGCCCCAAAUUUGGCUUUAGUGAAGUUGACAAUGGAUUCUUGAAGUUGGAGAAUGUACGGAUUCCCCGGGAUAAUAUGCUGAUGAAGUAUGCCAAGGUGGACCCAGAUGGUACUUACGCAAAGCCACCAAGUUCAAAGUUGACCUAUGGAACCAUGGUGUUUAUCCGAUCUCUCAUAGUGGGAGAGUCAGGCCGGGCCCUGGCUAAGUCCUGCAUUAUUGCCAUCCGCUACAGUGUUGUUCGUCACCAGUCUGAAAUCCGUCCAGGAGAACCAGAGCCGCAGAUCCUUGAUUACCAAACACAGCAAUACAAGCUGUUCCCCCUCCUGGCUACAGCCUAUGCUUUCACUUUUGUUGGCCAGUACAUGAACCAGACCUACCAUCGCAUCACUGGAGACAUCAGUCAAGGGGACUUCAGUGAACUGCCCGAGCUCCAUGCCCUCUCUGCUGGCCUGAAGGCUUUCAGCACCUGGACAGCUAACGCAGGCAUCGAAGUUUGCCGUAUGGCUUGUGGGGGCCAUGGCUACUCUCGCAGCAGUGCCCUACCAGACAUUUAUGUGGAAUUCACUCCUACCUGCACCUACGAGGGAGAAAACACAGUCAUGAUGCUGCAGACUGCAAGAUACCUGGUGAAGAGCUAUAGGCAGGCUAAGGCAGGUCAGCAGCUGAGUGGCAUUGUGUCGUACCUGAAUGAAGCGGUGAGAGUCCAGCUUCAGCCCGUGUCUGCCAGACCAGCCGUGGUCAACAUCAGUGACCUGUCCAGCCUGGUUGAAAUCUACAACUGCGUGCUGCCAUUUUGGUCGAGCUAGCAGCUAAAAACAUCCAACAGGAUUUGCAGCUCAAGAAGAGCCAGGACGAUGCAUGGAACAACAACGCUAUUGACUUGGUCAGAGCCUCGGAUUCCCACUGUCACUAUGUGGUAGUGAAGCUCUUCGCUGAGAAACUGGGGGAGAUAAGUGACACAGCCGUACACUCAGUGCUGUCAACACUGGCUCUGCUCUACGCGCUGCAUGGCAUCACAAACAACUCUGGAG